CGGAAUCGUCGUUCGUGAUUUCAUAACAUAUUCGUGUCCUACUCCAAGAAAGCCAAGCUUUCCCUAUCGCCCAUCGGCAGAUUGAUCAAACUUGUCCGGAGCAAACAUCAGCAAGUGUUAGCCAACCAGGAACAGGAAGGGCAAAAGAUCAGACAAGAUGGCAGAUGCAUCCGCGUUGUUCCGAGUGGACGGCCUCGUCGCUGUCAUCACCGGCGGCGGCACCGGAAUCGGCUUAUUGAUGACCCAAGCGCUCGUCGCCAAUGGCGCCAGCAAGGUUUUCAUCUUAGGCCGCCGCAUGCAAGCGCUAGAGACUGCCGCGGCUGGAAGCGAGGGCAAGAUCGUUCCGAUUCAGUGUGAUGUGACGUCAAAAGCCUCCAUCCAGGCCGCGGUGGACAAAGUGGCAGCCGACACGGGCUAUGUCAACCUCGUAGUGUGCAACUCGGGUCAGUACGGGCCCGGGAACCACUGGGAUCCGACCAAGAGCAUCUCGGAGCUGAGGAAGACCCUGUUCGACGAAAUGGACAUGGAAGCCAUGACGGCGACCUUCCACCUCAACGUCACCGGCGCCUACUUCACCAUGCUCGGCUUCCUCGAGCUGCUCGACGCCGGCAACAAGCGGGCUGUGGAGAAGGGCGGCUACGGCGCGCCCCUCACACCCGGCGGCAAGGCGCCCUCGAUCCAGAGCCAGGUAAUCUUCAUCGCCAGCGUCGCCGGCUACCUCAAGUCCAUCCGCUCGUCGCCCUCGUAUGGCGGCAGCAAGGCGGCUCUGAUCCAGUUGACCAAGGUCGCGGCGACCAUGCUGACGACGCAUGGGAUCCGCGUGAACGGGCUCGCUCCAGGGUUGUUUCCUUCGGAACUCGCUUCCCAUAUGAUCGGCGAACGCCAGCCCGAGAACGAGUCCCCCAAUGACCCGCGUUGGAUCCCGGCGAGGAAGUUUGGCGGGUACGACGAGAUGGGAGGAACUGUCCUGUACCUGGCGAGUCGGGCUGGCUCUUACUGUGAUGGACUCAUCCUGGUUGUGGACGGUGGCAGGCUCGCACAGACUCCCUCAACGUACUAAUUUUCCGGCUGGCAGCGCUAGCCUUUUGGCUUGUAGAGUUUUGGGCUGUGUCGUAUAGAGGAAUGACGAACGUUUUAAUGCAGGAG
Messenger RNA from Gaeumannomyces tritici R3-111a-1, 1146 nucleotides. RefSeq names its product short chain dehydrogenase/reductase. The record is from RefSeq and is a predicted model, not a curated record. The coding region runs from base 158 to 1060 and encodes 300 amino acids. Gene Ontology annotation, molecular function: oxidoreductase activity. The transcript is spliced from 3 exons. Lineage: Eukaryota; Fungi; Ascomycota; Sordariomycetes; Magnaporthales; Magnaporthaceae.